AAGCGCAACACACAUAUUAUCUUAUUCCACCUGCUUCCAUGCGUGAUGGAACGGGUGCCGGGAUGCUUAUUAAAGGCACACAUUCUUGGGUUUUAUACUGAUCGAUUUACAGGGCCAUGUUGACCGUUUUCUUCCUGACCAUUUGCCUGACGAUCACCUACUCAAUCUAUAAACGAUGGACUCGAAUCUCGAUUUCUCAGGUCCCGGGGCCUGAGUCGAAAUCUUUCUUAUAUGGGAACUUGCCUGAGCUUCUUCAAGCACAAGCUGGAGAGGUCGAUUUCAAGUGGCAGCAGAUGUAUGGGGAUGUUAUCAGGAUCCGUGCACCUCUGGGCGAAGACCGUCUUCUUAUUUCAGAUCCGAAAGCCCUUCAACACAUCUAUCAUACUGCGAGCUACAGGUUCCCUAAACCUCAAAGCCGGGUACAGAUAUCGCGCCUGACGUUCGGACCAGGACUCACUAAUGUCGACGGCGACGACCACAAGCGCCACCGGAAGGUCAUGCUUCCUGGUUUUGGUGGCCCAGAGUCGAAGUCGUUCUUUCCUACGUUCUUUGCGUGUGCGGAGAAGCUGGCUCAGAAAUGGAAAGACUGCGUAGAAGUAAGUCCGGACCAGUCAGCUGUCCUAGAUGUCUCUGCCUGGAUUUCUCGUGCCACGCUUGACGCCAUCGGUCAAGCCGCUUUCGACUACCAGUUUGGUGCCUUGGACGACACCGACAAUGCACUUGCGAAGGCGUACUAUAACUUAUUUUUCGAUCUCUUUGGAGUAAUGACGAACCGUGCUAUCCUUUCUUUGUCAAUCAUGGAUCAUCUCCCUGCAAAAGUGGUUUCCUUCCUUAUGAGAAAAUUUCCUUCGGGCCGUUUAGAUCACGGACUUCUGACCAACAAGCUGUCUACUGCGGUUGCCAAAGAGCUCGUCGACCAAAAGUUCAACGCGCUCCUUGAAGGGAAGGGCCGCCGGGAUGUGAUGAGUCUUCUUGUCAAAGCGAAUGCAUCCGAGAAUCCCAAGACCCAGCUAGAAGAGAGGGAGCUGCUAGGUCAAAUGAACAUCAUCAUCCUUGCAGGUCAUGAAACGACCUCGAAUACGCUGUGCUUCGCGCUCUUCGAAAUGUGCAAGCGACCGGAAAUGCAGGAAAGACUGCGGAAAGAAAUACGUGCAACUGAACGGGUUAUUCAUGAUCGCGGCGAUACUCAAUUCUCGCCUUCUGAUUUUGACUCAAUGCCGUAUUUGUCUGCUAUGGUCAAGGAAACCCUGCGCUUCCACCCCGUAGCCUAUAAUAUUUACCGGGUUGCUGGAAAGGACGAUGUGCUGCCCUUAAGCACGCCUAUCACUACUACGUCAGGGAAGGUCCUACACGAGUUGCCCAUACCGAAGGGACUGCACAUCGAUGCCUCUAUAGCAGCAUACAACAGGAAUAAAGAAAUCUUUGGGGACGACGCGGACGUUUUCAAUCCUGAUCGCUGGUUGCGCGACACUUCUCCAAAGACCAAGACUGCUUUGGGCGUCUAUGCCAAUCUAUUCACUUUCGCGGGCGGCUCUCGGUCAUGCAUUGGUUGGCGUUUUGCGGUCAUGGAACUCCACGCCUUUAUGAUCGAACUUCUGAGCAACUUCGAGUUCUCGCUUACAGAAACACAGGAUAUUCGCCGGGAAGCCUGUGGUGUCAUGACUCCGACAAUCGAAGGGCAGGUUGAGAAAGGAUCGCAACUGCCUUUGAAGAUUAGGCUGGCGCAGCGAGAUGAUUGACGCGUGUGCGAUACUUGAUGAAAAUGAUAUUCCUAUCCCCAUAUGAAAAGUUGAAAGGAUAAUUAUUUGAUAACUACUUUGUGGUGUCGUACUGUGUCGUAGCGUUUGUCUCCGACGAGAAGCCCGACUCCAAAGUGUUUACUAGUUAUAGUCGUGCAGGAA
Desarmillaria tabescens is the source of this 1901-nucleotide messenger RNA. RefSeq names its product cytochrome P450. The transcript is spliced from 14 exons. The coding region runs from base 117 to 1739 and encodes 540 amino acids. NCBI's taxonomy places the organism in Eukaryota, Fungi, Basidiomycota, Agaricomycetes, Agaricales, Physalacriaceae. Gene Ontology annotation, molecular function: monooxygenase activity; iron ion binding; oxidoreductase activity, acting on paired donors, with incorporation or reduction of molecular oxygen. The record is from RefSeq and is a predicted model, not a curated record.